AUGAAGUCCAGAUUUUGCCAGACAUCCGCACCUAAAAUCGCAGGAUCCGUACCUCGAAGACACACAGGGGCGGAUUUUGCCAGCACUCCGCAUAUAACGCGCGAUUGUUCACGUUCAGAAAAUUCGCACUUUUGGGGUCCACCGUGGUCAUGGGACACGCAUAUACCCCACCUUAGCAGCGGACGAAAAACACGUUCGGAAAACACCACAUCCCCCAUCCACCGUAUCGCAGCACUCGGCCACCCCCUAGCAGAGUUUGCCACCCCAUACCUGGCUCACCCAGCAAACCCUCCCAACCCGUCCCCCGAACAACUGAUCAUAAGAAGCGACUCAGGCGGCCAAAAACGAGACGACUACCGCAACGAAGUCCCAUCCAAAAUCAGCGUCCUUGAAGAGUGUCACGCCAGCGUUCAUGGCUAUUCAGAUGGGCACGCGGUGGUGUCCAGUGGCAUUCGGAAAAUCGGCGUCGGCUACGUUAUACGUGCCGGAAAAAGGACCUUGUCAUCUGAGUCGUUUGGGAUUGGGCCCAGAGCCAACAUAUAUAAUGCAGAAAUGCUUGGGAUUUUACUUGCGUUCUUGAGAGCUAAGAAAAUUGCCGAAAGUCAAGGUAAUUGCAACAUCCACAUCUUCUGCGACAACCAAUCCGCCAUCAAAGUCAUAGCCGAUCUAUCUCGUCACCCGUGCCAGUUUGCGUCCAGAUCAUUUAUCGCAAACGUACAAACGUUCCUCAGUGGUCAUCCGAACCGCAAAGUUUACGUCACUUGGGUACCCAGACAUAACGGAAUCAGCGGCAACAAAGUGGCGGACCGACUAGCUAACCAGGGAGCCAACGUACCACCCACUCCCAUAUUCAAUCGCGCCACAACGUGGAUCGGGGAACAUUCCACACUAACGGCAGUACGAUCGUGGCGAAAAUCAAGGCAAGAUCACACCAACGCUCGCAUCAACUCGAACUAUUAUAUCCCCCAUCUGCCCGCACUUAAACUACACCUGAUAUUCAACGACAGCAGGCUCGGCAGGGACAUCGAGUGCCGACUAGCCCGGUUCCUCACAGGACACGGACAUUACGGCGAGUACCACGCGCAAUUUCACCACGACGUGGACCCAAGAUGUGCGUGCAGAGAGUGGGAAGAGACAAUCACACACUUGACAACAUCCUGUCCCGCUACGGCGGGACAAAGAGAGCUUCUUAGUGAGUUUUCCAUUGGAGUAUCUAGGCCUUUACUGUUUGGCUCCCACCCAGGUCUGGAAGCGGUCGCAAAGUUCAUCGCCAAGACGGGUAUUGGCAGAAGACAAGGAGGCCCGCCGGCAACCGCCCAGAAUUUUUAG
Rhizoctonia solani is the source of this 1329-nucleotide messenger RNA. RefSeq names its product RNase H domain-containing protein. The transcript has 2 exons. Lineage: Eukaryota; Fungi; Basidiomycota; Agaricomycetes; Cantharellales; Ceratobasidiaceae. Bases 1 to 1329 code for a protein of 442 amino acids. Gene Ontology annotation, biological process: DNA replication, removal of RNA primer. The record is from RefSeq and is a predicted model, not a curated record. Gene Ontology annotation, molecular function: RNA-DNA hybrid ribonuclease activity; nucleic acid binding.